AACGGGGACAAAAGAGUAACAAGUUGAUAACAAACAAGUGAUCAACUUCUACUCUUGUACGUCUGAUCAUAUCAUCCUCCUCCUCCUUCAAUACUUGCCUCCAUUGUUUCUCAACAAAACAAAAAUGCCUUCAUCACUUUCUCCCACUGAAAACCCAUAUCUCUAUACCCUUUUGGAAUCAUCUCGUCCUUUUCUCCGAGGAGAAUUCGAAUCAAUCGAUAAAGAUCUCCCAACCCUUAUCGCCGUUUUGCGUUCCGUCGGCGCCGGCGAAUGUUGGCAUAAGCACGGGAGCUUUCUCGACCACUUAAUCGAUAUCUAUAAGAUUCUAAAAAUCUGGAAAGCCCCAAAUUCCGUUUGCCUUUGUGGUCUUUUCCAUUCAGCUUAUUCUAAUUCAUAUGUAAAUCUGGCUAUCUUCGAUCCAUCUACUGGACGUGAAAUUGUACGUGGUCAUGUCGGUGAAGCUGCCGAGAGAUUGAUUCAUCUGUUCUGUAUCGUCCCUCGUCAGCCAUUGAUUCAUGAUGAUCUGUUGUUUCGGUAUACUGAUUCGGAGCUUGUUGAGCAUCUCGCGUUUUCUCAGGCUUCGUUGAGUAAUGCCAAGGAGAAAGGUUUGUUUGAUGAAGACGAAGCGUGGAGGAAGAAAUUGGUGUCGAUUGUGCCGGUUGAUGGUAUAGUAGUGAAGCAUAUUAAGACAGGUGAAGAUGUGUUGGUUUCCAGGAGACUAGUGGCUGUGUUUCUCCUCAUGACAAUGGCUGAUUUCAGUGAUCAAUUGUUUAACUUUCAGGAUUUGUUGUUUGAGAAUUCCAAUGGGAGAUUGGAAUUCACUGGAAACAAUUCCCAAACAACUCUAUGGCCCGGGGAUGGAAAGCCCGGGCUAUGGAUGAAUUCCAUAUCAAGAAUAGGAGCAAUUUAUACUCUGAUAGUAAGAGAAGAAGAAAUCUUGAUUGAACAAAGGAAGAAAAAAUGCCAAAGUGGUGAAGAAGGGGUUAUUGUACAAGGUAGAGAUGAAGAGAUUGAUCUUGUUAUUCCACCGGUUUUCGACAACUGCACAAGAGUUUUGGAUGCAGAAGAGCAAAAAAUGGCAAGAGAAUUGUAUUGGGAAGGUGUUUGUGAAGGGUCUAAGAGAGGUUUAGAUUGGGCUGAAGAGAAGUUAUUGAUGAGUAUUGACAACAACCCUUUUGUGGGUGAGCCUCAUGUAGUAUUGGGGCAAAUUUAUUUGAGCAAAGGGAAGUUUGAAGAGGCAGAAAAAGAGGCUGAAAUGGGGCUAAGAUUAAUCUUGGAAUGGGGAAGUCCAUGGGACAAGAGAAUGUCUUGGGAAGGUUGGGUUGCUUGGACAAGAGUUUUGUUGAUGAAGGCAAAAGACAAGUCUUGGCCACAAAAUUCUUGGGGUAUUCUCAAUUUGGGUCUAGUAAGGUAACAAAUAAAUGUCUUUUAAGAUUUAGUUCAAGUUGGUUUUGUUGUCGUAUUCAUGUUGAAUUCUCUAAAAAUUCGCUUAUCUAUUUUGGAAGAUUCUAUAUGUACCUACCUAUUUCAUAUUAAGAAAUAAAUCUUUAAUUUGUUUUUGUUUGAAUUAAA
This is a messenger RNA of Solanum dulcamara, 1572 nucleotides long. RefSeq lists its product as uncharacterized. NCBI's taxonomy places the organism in Eukaryota, Viridiplantae, Streptophyta, Magnoliopsida, Solanales, Solanaceae. The record is from RefSeq and is a predicted model, not a curated record. The transcript has a single exon. Bases 125 to 1414 code for a protein of 429 amino acids. Gene Ontology annotation, molecular function: protein binding.